UUAGCCUCAUCUCACUGACACGGACGCGCAAACGGCACCCAACUGUACGGGACAUAAAGCGUCUCUCUCUCUCAAGGAAAUUGCACGAAGUGACUCAUAUCACACUCUGCUUCUGUUUUCAUCUUUGGAUUACGAAAAUAUUUAAAGACUGAAACAGUGAAUCCAGCAUGGGAACUAACCCAAAAAGGACAGUGACGGUCCAGAUGGUGCCUCAGCUGGAUGUGGCGGACACGCUGGGCAAUAAGGAGUCGAAUGCCAACUGGGCUAAAGAGCCCAACCUAAACCUCUCUCAGGUUUGUCCAAAACCCAGCCUCACAUCUACCGAUCACAAAAAGGAUAACUUAUCUCUGACUGCUGCUCCUGCUAAUGCCAUCCCACCUCCCCAAAAAACAGCUUCUAAGGGAGGCGAUCCACUUAGCAGUGCUGUGUUGGACAUACAAACACCAACCAAUGGAAACCAGCAAAAAUCCGAGUUUGUGGCAGGUGGAGACCAACAGAUGCCAAACCUGUCUCUCGCAGGCCAAGGUGUGGGUGAGGUAGGAGUCGACCAGAGGGAUGCUAAUGCUAAUAUGAGAAUGUUAAGCCCAGCUGAUGAAAAGGAUAUCUUUAAGGCCGGUUUGUCAUCUGCUGUUACAGCGUCAAAGGUCGACACACCAACCAAUGACUGCAGAGUAAAAGGGCCAAGUGCACCAGAGGAGGAGUGUGCAAAGCCUGCCGUGAGCAGUGGAACAUCCUCAGCCAAAGCCACAGCACAAGAGGACACUACAAAACAUGUCUCUGCAAAUAAUCAAAAUCCUAACAACGCUUGUGACUUAAAACAAGCAGCAUCUGAAGUGCUGACACCCCAACAGGAUAAUAAAGAAAGUACCUCAGCUGCUUUAAACAAGGACACUGCUUUACCACAGAAAUCUAAAGAGCCAGAUCAUAUACAAAAGUGCUCACUAAGCUCCAUCUCUCUGCAAGAGUCACCCAAACCUAAACAAUGUAUGGAAACAGCAGCUCUACUUAGCUCUACUUCACCUCCAGCUAAGAGCCAAGAUGCAGAGGCUGAGCCUACAAAUAAGAGUUCAAGUUCAAUACAUCCAGAGAAAGAUUUGCAACUAGUAAAGAAAUCACAAGUCUCCACAGAUAUGCAUCAGCCAGUAUCUUCACAGAAGGAUUCCUCCACUCUGCCCCAGGCUGUACGAAACAUGCCGACAUAUGGGCAGUUGGCUGAGGUAAACAGCCAAACUGACACAGCUGUCUUUGAGGAGCAGCAGCAGCAGCCGAAGCUCUACAAGGAAGCUUCAACCAUGACCUCAUCCCUAUCAUCCACCCCAGUCAAGCAGUUUCAUGAUAUGGAGGUUCAAGCGGUAGCAAAAAUGUGCAGUAAGGCUGUGUCCACAAGUCCGAGUCUGUUGCCUGUGACUCGCAGGCCAAGCACUGGUGCGGUACCCAGGGAGGAGGCACAGAGCCUGGCUGUAGUGUACCAGGUCGACGGGGGUCUGGGCCUCCAUCAGAUUGGGCCGUCACAGAUGAACGUAACUUCUCUUAACACCUCUACUGAUCCCAAGUCAGAGAGACUCACUGUUGAGGCAGAGAUGUGCCCCAACCAGAAUGCUGGCAAGGUUUUUCUCUCAGAAACUUUGUUGCAGCAGCAAGACACCAAGCUGGGAGCAAAGCCUAAUGAACCAGGAUCAGCUCUAUGCAACACCCAGCCAGUUUAUCAAAUCAACAUUGAACACAGCAAUCACAAGGAGCAGGGAGAGACAAGUAACUCCCAAAAUAAAACUGCAGUUCAGACAUCUGCAGCGAAAACAUCCACUGCUGGAGCUCCCUCUUUUAAAUCAGGAACACCCCCAGAGACAAAUGUUGCUACCAAGCCUGGAUCUGCUGACAGUAACAAUGCUGCGCUGUCUCAGGCUGCUGUAACAACCAAGCCCAAGGAGGCCCUGCCAACAGUAACUACAGCAAACACAAAGUCAGAUUCAACAAAAAAGAAAGCUGAAAGUCCUAAAGAAAAGACUAAAGCUGUAAGUAAAGCCCUGACGAAGCAGACGAAUUCUGACAAGAAGAAGAUGGAACCAGAGAGAAAUGACGAGGAGGAUGACCAGUCAGGGAAACAGAAAGGAAAGAGCGUCCAUGAUGUUGUCUGGGAUGAACAAGGGAUGACUUGGGAAGUCUACGGGGCUUCUGUGGACCCAGAAUCCCUCGGUUUUGCCAUUCAGAGCCACUUGCAGUGCAAAAUCAAGGAACAAGAGAGGAAACUGAUAGUCCAGACCUCCCUCCGAAAGUCAAUCUCCGGUGUGGACUCACCGCGACAUGGCAGGAAGAACAAAAGGAGGCAGCAGAACAUUUUCAGGUCAAUGCUGCAAAAUGUCAGACGGCCCAACUGCUGCGUGCGUCCCCCUCCCUCCUCCGUCCUCGAGUAGCACAGCACACAGGUAGCCAAUGUCAGACUCCUCCCUUUUCCUAGAGGUCAAAACGUUUGUCCUCCCCUCGUCAUGAUUGCAAUGCCAAGUAAAACAUUAAUGGAACGUCGGUCCCUGUAAGUAUACUGAAAUGUUGUAGCAUAAAGAGUCAAACCAUUUGUGAUGUUUGUGAUGAAAGGAGAUAAAGGUAGGACAUAGAAAUAUAAAAUGAACACAAGACUUAUUUUAUAGAAAUAGAUAUUAAAAAAGAGAGAAAAUAUCUAACAGUUUUUAAAUUAAAAAAAGGCAAUAAUAGUGAAACGCAUGUAUAUUAGUUAUACUGGCAGUUGUAUGACCUGAAAGGAAGUCCAGACCUUCACAGUAAAAGGCUCAGAUUAUGGGGUAGACAUAUUACUUACUGUCAAAAUAUUUGUGCAAAUAUAUUCACCCAACAUCUCAUUACAUUUGGUGCAUUUGGUAUAUGUUUUUGAGGUGUUUUUGGGGCCCUAUAUUUAUAAGAUUGCUGUAUUUUCUUUUCUCUUGCACAUUUAUUUUUAGUGAGUGAUUUAAAAAAAAAAAAGGGAC
This is a messenger RNA of Thunnus maccoyii (southern bluefin tuna), 2975 nucleotides long. It is a transcript of the gene gprin3b, whose product is annotated as GPRIN family member 3b. Bases 168 to 2411 code for a protein of 747 amino acids. The transcript has 2 exons. Gene Ontology annotation, cellular component: plasma membrane. Gene Ontology annotation, biological process: neuron projection development. The record is from RefSeq and is a predicted model, not a curated record. NCBI's taxonomy places the organism in Eukaryota, Metazoa, Chordata, Actinopteri, Scombriformes, Scombridae.